Messenger RNA from Fusarium proliferatum ET1, 1611 nucleotides. RefSeq lists its product as uncharacterized. The transcript has a single exon. The record is from RefSeq and is a predicted model, not a curated record. Bases 1 to 1611 code for a protein of 536 amino acids. Gene Ontology annotation, cellular component: cytoplasm; nucleus. NCBI's taxonomy places the organism in Eukaryota, Fungi, Ascomycota, Sordariomycetes, Hypocreales, Nectriaceae.
AUGGGAGCGGAUCCCAGUAGCCAACCAGAGAAAUCUCGAGAGUUACUUUAUACAAUCGAGCCCGGAUGGGACGCCCAAGAUCCACCCCCACAGUUCGAGCGAUACGGUGAGCAGUUUCAGCCACCUCUUUAUUGCGCUGCCAACGCAUUCUCCAGCAGACCCAAUUGUAAGGGUGAAAGGCUUGAAAUGAUCACGUCCCUUCUUCGGCAUGGGUGUGAUUUGUACCAAGAGUUUCCUCAGGCUGUUUAUAAUCCAGAGCGCUAUCUCAAGUUCAGGGCACCCUUCCCUGGUGAAGACCCUCCACGUACAUCUUAUCCCGAUCGCGCAGUCGAAGCCAAUAGUCCAGACUGGGAGGAGAAGAAUGGGAAUCCGCACUUUCCAGAUGAUGAGUGGGAUGACGAAGAGCCAGCGCCUGUUUGGGGUGCUCGGCAGCUUGUACAUGCUAUCAUCGAGGACGGGAUUUGGCUCAAGCCUUUGAUGGACUAUCCUGGCUUCCUGGAAUCGUUAGACCUUGAGCAUCGUGAUCCUCAAGGACGCACACUCCUGCUCAGUGCGUGUCGAAGUGCAGCUGGAGCUGAUAUACUUGCUGGGACCGCUUUUGUGGAUGUUAAUUGGAGAGUGGAAAACGGAGAAUCAGGCCAGAAGCUCUAUCCAAAAUGGGAUCGGUUCUUGGGGCCGAGUGAGUCAGACUUUUCAGAGCCAGGCUCGGAAUCUUUGAUUGAAGUAUUCCUUCGGCUUGGGGCAGACCCUCUCGCGGUAGACAAUCAAGGGAAAAACGCGUUGCAUCACCUCCUCGUCGAAGUUAGCAAUAAUCGAAAUGCGGAAUUCCAAGAGCUCCCCAUUGUUCGGCGUUCCUUGUGCAUUCUUUCGUCGAGAUAUCAGUCUUUGGUCGACCAGCCUGAUCACCAUGGAACAUAUCCACUUCAUGCAGCUCUUCGGCGGAUGCGCCUCCAUCCCUUAGCAGAAAGCCAUACCCCCGUUGCCAUGGCAGAGCCUCUCGGGUGUGUCCGGGAUCUUAUAAGAGCUGGUGCCGAUCCUCGGGCCAAAGACAGGAAGGGUAAUACCGCGCUGCAUUACUUAGCUGAUGACGAUUUGACUGCCAUGUGGUAUGGGGAGGGAAAGCGAGAAUUGUUCUAUGACCUGUUAAAGAUCGCGUUUUGCGAUGAUAUAAAUAUGCGAAACAACGCAGGAAAGACAGUGGCGGAGCUCAUAUUGGAUGAUGACGGCCAUAUGGACGACAUUAAGGCGAGCACCUUUCGCUUGUCUGACACGGACGAGGAUCAAGAUUUCCGAUAUUCAGGAGAAGUCGAUAGGGAUGUUUUCGAGUCUCUGGAUGAGGCCGGCGUUGAUUGGAAGGUCAAGACAUCUGAAGGGGGGAAUUUGUUACAUAUCGUGGCGCGUUCUGGGCUUGACCAGUACAGAUUGAUGUGGAGAAGUCGAUUUCUGGUGGAAAAGGGAAUCGACGCAAAUGAACCAGAUGCAGAUGGUUGGACAGCGAGGAGAGUCGCAGAGCAUUACAAUUUGAACAAGUUCCAGCUUCAUCCAGAGCUCGAAAGGCUGGAAAAGGGUGAGAAUGACGACUACUAUUACCGUAUAAACGCAGGAGGUUAA